AGUUGCAGUUGGGUGUGGACCCUCAGGGCCACCAUAUUCAUGUGGGUGUCAAAUUACAUUCACCGUGACACUUUCACUUUCUGAACUAUGUAUUUAGAUUCUUUGUUAGAAAAGAGAGGACGUUCAACGACAGCAAGAAGGAUACGGGGAACACUGAAAUACAGGGAAUAUCAGGAUACUGUGACUUCAACACGAUGCUGCUGAUUCCAUGUUACAAAUAGAAGUUUUACAGAAGUCACAGCUAAAAGUGAAAGUAAGUUUGAAGAAACUUCUUGAGUGGAGUGGACGCCUCAUUGUUUUCAUUGUUGUUACUCCGGGGAAAAAAAAAUGUCUUCUCAGUCGGAAAAGGAUCUCUCCUGUCCCGUCUGCCACGACAUCUAUAGAGAUCCUGUCAUCCUGUCAUGCAGCCACAGCUUCUGUAAAAACUGUCUGCAGACGUGGUGGACAAAAAAACAAAAAAAAAACUGCCCACUUUGUAAGAAGAUAAACCUGUCAAAUGAUCCGCCCCGUAACUUGGCGUUAAAGAACCUGUGUGAGGCUUUCUUACUGCAGAGAGAUAAAAAAGCUUCUGCAGGGUCUGAGCCUCUCUGCAGUCUGCACAAUGAGAAACUCAAACUUUUCUGUUUGGAUCAUCAGCAGCCGGUGUGUGUCGUCUGUCGAGAUUCAAAAGCGCACAAAGACCACAGAUUCAACCCAACUGAAGAAGCCGCCCAGGAUCACAGAGAGGAGCUUCAGAAACACCUGAAGCCCUUACAAGAUAAACUGAAGGUGUUUGAACAAGUCAAAGGAAACUUUGAUCAAACAGCAGAACAUAUAAAGGUCCAGGCACAGCAGACGGAGAAGCAGAUAAAGGAGGAGUUUAAAAAGCUUCAGCAGUUUCUACAAAAGGAAGAGAAGGCCAGGCUGGCUGCUCUGAGGCAGGAAGAAGAGCAGAAGUUAAGAAAAAUGGAGGAGAAGAUUGAGUCUCUGAGUAGAAGGAUAGAAACUCUUUCAGAAACAAUCAGAGCCACAGAGGAGCAACUGAGAGCUGAAGACGUCUCAUUCCUCCACAACUACAGGGCUGCAGUCAACAGAGUCAAGCAGCUCCCCCUGCUGAAUGCUCCACAGCUGGACUCAGGAGCCCUGAUGGAUGUGGCCAAACACCUGGGCAACCUGACCUACAACAUCUGGAACAAGAUGAAGGAGAUGGUCUCCUACACUCCUGUGAUUCUGGAUCCAAACACAGCUGAAUCACACCUAAUCCUGUCUGAAGAUCUGACCAGUGCGAGUCUUGGAGAGGGACAGAAGGUUCCUCAUAAUCCAGAGAGGAUUGAUUCACACCACUGUGUUCUGACAUCUGAGGGCUUCGACUCAGGGACUCACAGCUGGGAUGUGGAGGUUAGAAAUGAUCAGAAUCGGUUUUGGGGUGUUGGUGUGGUAAAGGAGUCUGUUCGGAGACACGGAAUAGUACAGAGUGGAUACUGGGAAUUAUGUCUCCUUGAUGGAAAAUACACAGCAGCCACCCCUCCACCUCCGUUUAAGCCUCUCCCAGUGAUGAAGCUGCAGAGAGUCAGAGUUCAGCUGGACUGUGACAAAAAGAAGCUCACAUUCUUUGAUCUGGACACUAACACACACAUACACACCUUCAAGCUCAGUUUCACUGAGAAGCUGUUUCCAUACAUUGCCAAUCACAACAAUCUACCACUGAAGAUCUUACCGCUGACUUUAAAAGUGGAGCAGCACAUGGCCCCUCUAUCAGCAGGUUUUUGGUUUAGCUAGCUAGCUUUAGACUAAUGAAGCAAAAUCACAUCGACGCAGUUUGAAAUUCAUUUUCACUCCUUGUUUUGGUUUUCAAUAACCGUUGUAAACUCGGUCAGAGGUCAACUGUAAAAGUAUAAACACCAGCUAAGAUACAAAACUACAUGCAUGUCUAUCAUGUCUGAUAGAUAAGCCUGCAUUAACCAAAAUUCAAAUGGAUGACAGUGUCAAGGAGAUCAAAUCUCAUGUGGCUGCCUUUCAAUUUUACACAAACUUAAAAUGUGACAUAAAAACCCAUCACUGCCAUCCGACACCUGAGGUCCCUUUAUAUUUAAAUAUUGACUUUGAAAACAUCAGUAAAGUGUAAAGAUCGUAGCGACCAGUUUUGGGUGUAACAUGUUACAAAGUAACACAGUAAUGUACAUUACAUAACAGUUACAAUUAUGUCGUUACUUGUGUUACAAAGGUUCUUCAUAAAUAUAUUUUUAAAUUUUAUGCAUACCUGAGGACAAAUGUAUUGUAAUUGUCUUUAGCUUCAGCAGUAUUACUUAUAGUGUUUAUACUUGGGGUAAAGUGGGCUGGAGGGAGUGCAGGUGUCCAUAAGCUGUGUUCGUGAUACUUCAGAAUCUAGCUAGCGCUACAUAAGAGGAGCGAGCAUAAAGGGAGUGACAUUUUUUAAGUGUCAGGUAAUUUCAAAUGCAACAUUUCUAUCAGAUCAAUAAACAUCAGCAAACACA
Molecule: messenger RNA, 2474 nt
Organism: Haplochromis burtoni (Burton's mouthbrooder)
Lineage: Eukaryota; Metazoa; Chordata; Actinopteri; Cichliformes; Cichlidae
Product: E3 ubiquitin-protein ligase TRIM35-like
Exons: 1
Coding region: 328-1758 (476 amino acids)
Molecular function (GO): protein binding; zinc ion binding
Source: RefSeq, a predicted model, not a curated record